Plasmodium berghei ANKA is the source of this 1983-nucleotide messenger RNA. Its product is annotated as mRNA-binding protein PUF3, putative. NCBI's taxonomy places the organism in Eukaryota, Apicomplexa, Aconoidasida, Haemosporida, Plasmodiidae. Bases 1 to 1983 code for a protein of 660 amino acids. The transcript has a single exon. The record is from RefSeq and is a predicted model, not a curated record. Gene Ontology annotation, molecular function: mRNA binding. Gene Ontology annotation, cellular component: nucleolus. Gene Ontology annotation, biological process: regulation of translation.
AUGGCAAAAACUUUUAAAAAGGGAAAAUCAAGUAAUGAGAAGAAAGAAAAAAAUCGUUUGAAUAAAAAAACAGAGGGAGUAAAGGUUAAUUAUACAAAGAAAGAUAAAAAUAACAUAGAUAGAAAUGAUAAGAAAGGGGGUAAAAAAGUAAACAAAAAAGGUAGCAAAAUUGAUAAAAAAAAAAAUGAAGGGGGUAAAAAAACCUUAGUAGAAAAUAAAAAACAAAAAAGCGACAAAAAUAAAGAAGAUUGGGAUGAUAAAUGCAAAGAAAUUUUAAAUGAUGAAAAUUUGUCUAAAUCAAAAAAAAAAAAACUUAUAAAGGAAUAUAAAAAAAAAAAAUUUGCAGAAAAUUACGAUUAUUAUAAAAAGCUAAAACUAAAUUUAAAUGAUUUAUUACGAUCAAAAGAUAAAUCAGAGAAGAAUAAACAAAUAAAUAUAAUAUAUAAUGAAUUAAAAAAAAUAGAGCUAAGCAAAUUUUGCCGUACAAAUUUAGGAUAUCAUAUUAUAUCUGCUUUAAUUAUAAAUAGUGAUGAAGAAUGUCAAAAUAAAUUAUGGAAAACUAUUAGCACAAAUAUGAAUGAUAUUUGUGUAUUUAAUUUUGUUUCAUUAACUUUUCAAUGUUUUUAUAAGCAUGCAAAAAAUGAUCAAAUAAGAAAUGAUAUUUGUAUGUGGCUAAUAAAAAAUCCAAAAAAUUUUUUAACAAAAUUUGCUUCAAGAUUAUGGCAUAUAGUAUUUAAAAAAUUAAAAACAGACAUGAAAAUAAAAAUAAUUAAUUCUUUAAUAUUACCAAAUAUUAAUUCGUUAAAAAAUGUAUCAUUUGAACUUUUAAAAAAACCCACAAAAGAAAUGUUUGUAACACUUAGCGAAGAAAAUAAAACAGCAAUCUGCAAUUACCUCAUUGAAUAUAUUGAAAAUGUUGUAGAAAAAGAAUUGUUAUAUAAUAUAGUUACACACAAUUUAAUAUUAACUGCAACCGAAAUUCUGGCUGAAGGCGAAGAAAAUAUAGUUAAUGAUAAACUUACAAAAUUGAUGGAAAUAAUACAUGAGGGAUGUGAAUAUUUAAUAUCUACAAACAUUGGAAAUAAAGCAUUAAUUUAUUUAUUAGGAUAUAGCACAAGUAAACAUAAAAAAACUUUAAUAAAAAUUUUAAAAAAUUAUAUGGUAGAUUUAUGUAAAAACAGUGUAAAUUUUUUAUUAGUAAUUAGACUAUUAAAAAUAACAGAUGAUACUAAACUUUUAAAUGAUUAUAUUGUAAAAAAAAUUACAAAUUCUUUUGAAGAAAUAUUUAACGAUUAUUAUGGAUUUUAUGUAAUAUUAGAAUUUUUUUAUGAUAUUAAUCAAUAUAAUGAAGAUAAGUAUUUUUUUGUAGAUUGGAAAAAUAUGAUAUAUAGCAAAACUGUAAAAAGUGUAAAAGAUGGAUGUAAAAGAAAAAAUGAAAUAAUACAGCCAAUUAUUGAACAAUUAAAAAAUAUAUUUAAUGAAAAAGAUAAAUUAAAUAGUUAUUUAAAUGAUAAGAAAUAUGUUAUAAUUAUUUUUGAAUAUAUACAAUUUACACAAGAUGAUCAAAUCAUAAAUAAUAUUUUGUCUAUUUUAGGAGAUAUUAUAUUAUUGCUUAAAAAUGAUGAAAAUAUUAAUGAAAAAUAUAAUUGUAAAAAUAUUAAUGAACUAUUUUUAAAACUUUAUACAUGUACAAAAAAUCAAGAUAUAUUUAAAAAAGUAACAAAUCAAAAUAAUCCUUCUUCAAUGUUUUACCAAUUAUUGUCUGAUCUUUUUAUUACAAAUAUAGAAAUUAUUCUCAAAUCAGAAUUAAUUAAAACGUUUAACAAUUUUAUCAUAUUUAUAAAAGACACUGAUAAUAAUAUAUAUCAACAAAUUUUAUCAAAAGCCAAAAAUACGAAUAAUGAUGCAAUUUACAACACACUAAAAGAGAUUUUACCAAAUAUGACAUAUUUUAAUAAAUAUCUUGAGCUUAUUAACCAAUAA